UCUCGCGGCGCACCUCGGGAAGGAGCCACGCCAUGCAGCUCCAGCUGACGCCGAUGCUGCUGCUGCUGCUGCUGCUGGCCGCCGGGCCGGCGCGGGGCGCUGCACCGGAGGUCAGCCUCACGCAGGGCAAGCUGGUCGGCCGGAUCGACAGCAGCGCCGCCGGCCAGCCCUUCCACUCAUUCCAGGGAAUCCCGUACGCCCUGCCGCCGGUCGGCGAGCUACGCUUCAAGCGCACAGCUCCUGCCGAGGGCUGGACGGGGACCCGGGACGCCACGGCUCCCGGCAACAUGUGUCCCCAGUUCUUCUUGGGCCAGUACCAGGGCGACGAAGACUGCCUCUUCCUCAACGUCUACACUCCUAAGCUCCCGAGUGAGGCGGAGCGGCCGCUGGACGUCAUGGUGUGGAUCCACGGCGGCGCCUUCCUCUUCGGCUCCGGCAACCCUGACCAGUACGGGCCCGGCUACUUCAUGGACGAGAACGUCGUUCUUGUCACGCUCAACUACCGGCUCGGGGCGCUUGGCUUCCUCAGCACCGACGACGACGAGGCCUGGGGCAACUACGGCCUGUACGACCAGAACAUGGCGCUGCUGUGGGUGCAGCAGAACAUCGCCGCGUUCGGCGGUGAUCCCAGCCGCGUCACCAUCUUCGGCGAGAGUGCCGGCGGUACCUCCGUCCACUACCAGAUCAUAUCGCCGCUCUCCCGCGGCCUGUUCGGCCGCGCCAUCUCGCAGUCGGCCACGGCACUGGUGUACUGGGCGAACGGGGUGGACCAGCGCCACGUGGCCGAGCGGCAGGCGGCGGUGCUCGACUGCCCUACCGACACAAGUCGCCAGCUGGUCGACUGUCUGCGCGCCAUCCCGGCCAAGGAGGUCAUCAUGUCGGGUGACAGGGCGUUCAAGCUCUGGUCCAUCUAUCCGGCCACAUUCACAUUCCGGCCGAACGUCGAGCCGGGCGUGGAGGGCGCCUUCCUGCCGGACGACCCGCGCGCGCUGCUCGACGCCGCCGACUUCAGCGCCGUGCCCUGGAUCGCCGGCGUCAAUCACGACGAGGGCGGCACGUUCGCCAACUUUCAUCUCCUGAAUGCCUCGGCGCUGGAAGAGCUGCGGAACAAGCCUGAUGAGAUGGGGCCGCUCUGGCUGGGGAUGCAGAACACAGCCAAGGAUCCGGCCGACAUCUACCGGCGAAUCAAGAACUUCUACUUUGGCGAUCAGGAGCCAGGCCUCACCACUGCGCAUCAAUUCAACAAAGUGGAGGGUGACCGAUACUUUCUGACGGGCGUGGACGCAGCCGUACGGGCCCACGCCCGGGCCAACCUGGCGCCCGUCUACAAGUACGUCAUCGAACAGGCGCCCAGUAUCGCGUUUCCAGGCAUGCUGGCCGGAUCUUUUGGCAACAAGGAGCUGCAGCACUUUCCCUGGGGCACGUGCCACUUCGACGAUAUCCGGUUCCUGUUCACGGGCGAACUGUUCCCGGAUGAUCCCACCGACAAGAAGUUUGCGCGAGCGCUGACCAACAUCUGGGCCAACUUCGCCAAGACGGGCCGGCCGACUACCAACCUGGUGGAUCUGCCAGAGUGGGAGCCGUACAGCGAGGCCCGCCAAAACCACAUGCGCCUCUCGCUGACGCCAGCCGUCGGCGCUGCCGCCUUCCAGGAGCGCGUUCAGUUCUGGCACGGCCUGGAGCUGGAGGAAGGCUGGAGGGCGCCGCGCACACUCCGCGUCCGGGAAGGGGGUGCCACCGGAGCGGCGCGCGACGAGCUCUAGGCGGCGCCAGUUCC
This is a messenger RNA of Pollicipes pollicipes, 1777 nucleotides long. RefSeq names its product esterase E4-like. NCBI's taxonomy places the organism in Eukaryota, Metazoa, Arthropoda, Thecostraca, Pollicipedomorpha, Pollicipedidae. The transcript has 9 exons. The coding region runs from base 33 to 1763 and encodes 576 amino acids. The record is from RefSeq and is a predicted model, not a curated record.